CCUUGAAGUCCUUCUUCCCAAACUACAACCAUGGACUUGGGAUUCUUUGACCUUAUCUUCCUGUGGAUCACCUUGGCCGUAGUAAUGGCAGUGGUGGUACCAUUCACAGGCGUCCUUGUUCGAUUCCGCGCCAAUUACAACCCUAAAGGCCUCCACCUCGAUGAAGAAGGCACCGCAGUACCUCAUACCGGCCCUGUCGUCAAAUCCUACAUUGCUAUGUUCACGAGAGUGUAUCGUUUAGAAGGUUGGGCUGGACUUUACAAGGGUCUGAUGCCUACCGCUAUCACGACCUUUGCGCUCACUAUCUUUGUGGUCCUAUUCCUCGAUGCUGACAAGCCAAGACGACAUUCUAAGUAUCGGGCGCCAGAUUCUGGCAUUCUGGGUACCCUCUUCUACAGUAUCCUUAUGCUCAUUGUCUCGCUGCCAUCGACUAUCAUCACCUAUCGAUCAAUUACCACGCCAGCCAAGCUAGGCUACUUUAACGUAAUGCAAGCCUUGCGCGUCCUUCUCACCCCAACAGAGCGCCAACGCCCAUGGGUCCUCUACCUCACUCCCGGUCUCAUGGCGGCUGAAAUCUCCCAUAUCGUUUGGGUAGUUGUCAUCCUGGGACCCUUCCGCCGCCUCCUGUUGCCUGCCUUUUCCGCGCCAGAAAUGAAGGUUGAGGGUGUCUCAGUGAUGUCCAUUGUGCUUUACUCUGUGUUGGCAGCUGUCAGCACCGCCGUUAUGACCCCUCUUGAAGUCAUCGCGACCAGACUCGCCAUCCAACGCAACCACGCCUCGCCAGAGUACAAUUCGGUCCAUCAGGAGGCAGACGGCAGCGAUGGCGAAGCUGCAGAAGACUAUGGCACUGAUGAAGAUGUUAUUGGCUUGAGAGAAGAAGCUGAUCCAUACCUAGGAUUGGUCGAUUGCGCGAAACGCAUUGUCCAAGAAGAGGGAGUGAUGACUCUGUAUCGUGCUUGGUGGCUCACAUUCUUUGGAAUCUGGAGCAACGCGUUUGUUUGA
Messenger RNA from Coprinopsis cinerea okayama7#130, 1002 nucleotides. RefSeq lists its product as hypothetical. Gene Ontology annotation, molecular function: NAD transmembrane transporter activity. The transcript is spliced from 6 exons. The record is from RefSeq and is a predicted model, not a curated record. Bases 31 to 1002 code for a protein of 323 amino acids. NCBI's taxonomy places the organism in Eukaryota, Fungi, Basidiomycota, Agaricomycetes, Agaricales, Psathyrellaceae. Gene Ontology annotation, biological process: NAD transmembrane transport.